AUGGAAGAAUUAGAAGAUUUUGAAGCAUUAUUAGAGGAUUCAUUCAAUAAGAGACAGUUUGCAAAUGAUUUAUUAAAGGCAACUAAUGAUGAAUCUUCCACAACGACGGAACUUGAUAUCGAAACUCCAAUAAAAAAGUUGAAAUACGAUUUAGAUGAAGUAGAUGCCAGGAUUGAUGAUCUCCUUCGUAACAAUUCUACUAAUAUUAUAAAUCAACUUUAUAAAGGUAAAUCAUCACAAAAUAUUAUCAAUAAUGAACUGAACGAUAGUUUCGGGUACCUUUCUAUGUCUUAUAAGAGGUUACAAGAAGAAGUCUUGGAACCAUACGAGAAAGCUCAAAAACUACAAUCCGUCUUAAGUAAAGUUCAUCAGACUUCUAUCUUAUUAAGAGAUUCUUUGAUUUAUAUACAUAUAAUUAAUGAGAUUGAAAAUCUUUCAGCAGAAAAAUCAACAACCAACACAUCUUCAAAUAAAUUAACCACAGCAAAGGCUAUUAAACUAGCAACGUUAUAUUCACAAUUGCAAUUAAAUCUAAACCAAAAUGUGAAUUUGAAAUCAUUACAAGUGAUUAAACAUCUAGAGGGAACUAUUCUCGUGAAAAAGAAAGAACUUUUAGGUUUCAUAUCAUUGGAAUUUUCGAAGGAAUGCCUUAAUAGUUUUAAAAUAAAGAAGAAUAAAGAUAUCAUAAGUCAAUUGGCAUAUUCUUUAUAUAUAGUAUCGCCACAGGAUUAUGUUUCAACAAUUCAAAAAUAUAUCUUAUCAAAUGUAUUGAUGGAUUCCCAGACUUUAACAAAAACAAUUAAUUCCAUAAAGAACUUUCCAAUGGCAUUUGAAGAUGUUGUAAAGAGAAGCUACGAUAUUUAUUCCUUGGAAGAUGCAUUACAUAAUAUCAAAUUUGAAGAUACAAAUUUAUUGACUGAGUACACAAAGCAAAGGAAACCAAAGUCAAGUACACCGAGAGAAUUAUAUUGGAAUAAAAUUUCCUCUAAUUUUAAAAAAGAGUUUGAAAUAUCUUACAAUAGAGGUGGACCUGUGGGUAAGUCCUUAGCUAAAAAUUAUGAUAUGAUCGUUUCUACAAUAAAGGAGAACAUGCCAAAAUCUACGGGCAAUAAUGAUUAUCAUCAUAACCUAGAUACCAUGUUGAAAUCUAUAUCUAUUAUUACUUCCGAAUCCCACAAGUAA
This is a messenger RNA of Naumovozyma dairenensis CBS 421, 1182 nucleotides long. It is a transcript of the gene COG5, whose product is annotated as Golgi transport complex subunit COG5. Bases 1 to 1182 code for a protein of 393 amino acids. Gene Ontology annotation, biological process: intra-Golgi vesicle-mediated transport. Gene Ontology annotation, cellular component: COG complex. The transcript has a single exon. Lineage: Eukaryota; Fungi; Ascomycota; Saccharomycetes; Saccharomycetales; Saccharomycetaceae. The record is from RefSeq and is a predicted model, not a curated record.